Molecule: messenger RNA, 5971 nt
Organism: Trichogramma pretiosum
Lineage: Eukaryota; Metazoa; Arthropoda; Insecta; Hymenoptera; Trichogrammatidae
Product: cGMP-dependent 3',5'-cyclic phosphodiesterase-like
Exons: 11
Coding region: 2175-4514 (779 amino acids)
Biological process (GO): positive regulation of gene expression; negative regulation of receptor guanylyl cyclase signaling pathway; regulation of mitochondrion organization
Cellular component (GO): mitochondrial matrix; nucleus; cytosol
Molecular function (GO): 3',5'-cyclic-GMP phosphodiesterase activity; 3',5'-cGMP-stimulated cyclic-nucleotide phosphodiesterase activity; 3',5'-cyclic-AMP phosphodiesterase activity
Source: RefSeq, a predicted model, not a curated record
CGCGCUCCCGAGCGCCCCGAUAUCUGCUCGCCCUGUGCUGCUGUGUGUAUGUAUUCUGUAUUCAGUGCGUGCGUGUGUGUGAGUGCGAAAAAGCCAGACUACGAGCAAGCAGCAGCAGCAGCAGCAGGCAGCAACGAACGCGCCGCGCAGCAGUCGCAGUUUUACUGCGAGUGGAGCAGCUCCCCCGGAUCCGUGUGUUUGUGGCGUGCGCGCGCGGGACGACCAUCCACGAACUCGACUCGACUCGACUCUCGAGUGUCUAUUGUAUAUUAUACCGUGCGCCGAGUGUGCUCAGCUCUCAACGAUAUCGCAAACUCUUGAACGCGACUCGUUGUUGUCGUCGUAUGCAGACGAGGCCGCGUCCGCAACAUCAGUUGUCUGUCCGACGCCUUGUGGGCUUGCUCCAACUUGCACGAACUUUCGUAUCGUUGUAUAGCUGGUGCUUUUUUAUGUGCUGCCAGUGAUAUACCCUUGGCAAGACUACUACACGUCUAUUGUAAUUCGACGUACACAAGGUAUACAUCGGACUGUGUAUUUGUAUUGUGCGCUGCUGCACAUCGAGUGUGUAAUUUGUCAAUUUGUGAGAGACCGUCGUCGGUGUGCAUCCGUGUGUCUGUCUCUUCGGUGCAGGCAGGCAACAGCGGAUGAGCUAUUUUGCAUAUAGUAGCGCGCAUACGUACAGCGGAGUCAACGUGCACACGCGAGUAUAGUAGCCUCGGCUCUCUCAGCUUGUGUAUAUACACACACUCACGCAGACACUAGAGUCCGAGACUUGACGUAUACAUAAGCCGUCGUACUAUAUACACACGCGCACACGAGGAGGAGUACAAUUUGCACGCAGCAGCAGCAGCAGCAUUCAGUCAUCGCGGCCUCUGCUCUGCUCCGCUGAUGCUCGAGAGAUCAGCAUCAGUGCGUGUUUUAGACGGGCUCUCCGAACGCAGCAACGGCUAUUAUGUAUAGAGGCUGCUGCUAAGCUCUCAGCUUAUAUAUCUGUGCAUAUCUACCUGCUAUGUGGUCGCCGCCACUCGUAGUCGCGAGCAUCUCUCAUCGUCGUCGCAGUCGUGCUUCACUACUGCUCCGAACUGUUGCUCAUCGUCGUCGUCAUAUAUAGAACUACAGUCGACUGAUCGGCUCAUCCGGAAUUUCAUCUAACUCGUGCUUCGAUUGCGCCUCCACAUACAUAGACUUGGACGUCGUCGUCGUCGUUGUUGUUGUUGUUGUUGUUGUUUUUGUUGACAUGCUGAUGAUGCUGUUUUGAUCUUGGAAUCGUUAGUCGCGUCUAGCGCGAUCCGUGUGUUGUUGUCGUCGUUAUCUCGGAAAGGAGAAUUAAAGAGACUCACUCGGCAGCAAAACAGUUUACUGUUUGUGCUCUGCUCGCACACAACUAUAUAAGCUAUUCUGCUGUGAAUGACAUAUAUACAUCCGUGUCGAAGUUAAAGGGGGAAAAGAAAGCGUUGCCUGGCCAAAGCGUGCGUGCAUGCGUGCUGCUGCUCGGAGCGUCUGUCUCUCUUCUUCGUACCAUAAUACCUGUGAGUCGUGUGCGCGUCGUGCUAGCUGCGUGUGCUGCAGCGGGGCUCCCUGUUGUAUCCGUCUGUCUGUCUGCCUGCCUCUCUCGGAUCCGUGCGUGUGUGCGUUUGUGUCACAUGUACGUGUAGUAAGCGAGACGCUGCGGCUGCUGCUGCUGCUGCUGCUGCACACUUAUAAAUACACGAGGUAGAGAAGCCGAGAAGAAGAAGAAGUAAAAAAAGUCAGUCAGUGAGGCCUGUGCGGCGUGCAGGCACGGAUCAGUAGCAGAAAAGCCGAGUCUCGAGCGUGCCAAUUCGAGUGCGGAGAAGCGAGUCUAGCUGCAACAGGAGCCGUGCAAUUACGUUACGUCCGUAUAGCAAAGCUAGCAUAGCAAAUCUAUACGUGUAUAGGGAGAUGCGCAACAAGAGGACACGAGUUUUGGCCGAAUCGUCGCCGACGUCGUCGUUUUGACAGUUAUUCAGCCUCGCUGUCCAAAUAAACAACGUGUUACAACGUCUCUAUAACAUUUGACAAACAGUUUCGGAUCUAUUGCACCAGUUGCUCGUGUGGCCCUCGUGUUCGUGCGCGAGAAUCAUAAAAACAGACAGAAAAGCUAAUAAGCCAAUUGACAACGGAGUCGAUCGCGACUCUCGACAGAGACGGACAGGAUGAAUCCCAGCAGUAGCGACGAGCCACAGCAACAUUCCGCGAGUAGCAGCGGCAGCCUGAGUCCAAGUGGUGCUGCCGCGACAGAUACGGACGAGAGUGCGUUGCCAUUGCUGCAGGAACUCUCGGACUUGCCCUGCACCUCGGUGCAGCAGAAGCUCAACCGAUACUUUCAAGACGCAACUGGUGCCAAGCUGUCGUUCCUGUCGCCGGUGCGCAAGGAGACCGAGGAGAUGGUCAUACAUGUCCUGGGCGAGACGAUACUCCAACAGGAGCUACGAUUUCCCAUUACGAGCCAAGGGCUGCAACGAGCCGUGCAGAACGGCGAGUCGAGCAAGCAGAUGGUGCUCGAGCUGAACGCCGAUUUGGUCGAGAAAUUGCGCGAGAUGGUUUCACCGUUGCCGGAGGUCUACCUGUGCGUGCCGGUGCAGCAUCCGAUCAAGCAGCAGGUCGCCCUGGUGGUGUGCCUCGUGGGCGUGAUCGACGACGCCGAGACCAGCGCCGUACUGGUCUGCACCAAGAUCGUCCAAGAGUGCUUCAGAUACUGCCUGAGUCUGUUGCUCAGCACACUCAAGUGUCAAGAGGAGACCAAAUUGCGCCUGCAGUGCCAAGAUCUACUCGUCGUUUCCAAGAGGCUCUUCACAAGACUGGGUGACCUGACGGACCUCUUGAAGGAGAUCAUGACCGAGGCGAGAAAAUUGACGAAAGCCGAGCGCUGCUCGCUCUUCCUCUUGGAAUCCGAGCAGCAGGAACUCGUUGCCAAGGUUUUCGACGGACUUCCGAGCGAGGAACAGCGCGUGUAUCGCUAUAUGUUGCAGUGCACUCAAGAGAUGCGUAUCGCCAUUGGCCAGGGCAUUGCCGGUCAUGUGGCGAUGACGGGCAAAUUGCUCAACAUCAGAAACGCCUACGAGCAUCCGCUCUUCUAUCGCGGCAUCGACGAAGUCACCGGCUUCAAGACCCGCAACAUACUCUGCUUCCCGAUACGCGACGAGAAGGGUAUCAUCGGUGUAGCUCAGCUCUGCAACAAGAUAAACGGCAACUAUUUCGACGUGAACGACGAGGAGGUGGCCAUGGCUUUCAGUAUUUACUGUGGCAUCUCGAUCAUGCACAGUAUCGUUUACAAAAAGAUCCAGGACGCCCAGGCCAGGAGCAAGCUCAGCAACGAGCUCAUGAUGUACCACAUGCAGGUCGACUUGCAGGUUGAAGAGGAGGACGUGCAGGCGCUGCUCAACUGCGGCGACGAUCACAACAUCAAGGACUUCGACUCGUUCAAUUUCUGCCCGCGCACCGUGCCCUACCGACACAUGCCCUGCUACGUGCUCAAGAUGUUCGAGGACCUGAACUUCAUCAAGCGCUGGCGCAUCAAGAAGAACGUCCUGGCCAGAUUUACCCUCUACGUGAAGAAGGGCUACAGGGACGCGCCCUAUCACAACUGGAUGCACGCCUUCUCGGUGGCGCACUUCGCCUAUCUGCUCAUCAAGAAUCUGCGACUGGUCGAGGAGGAGCACAUGACCGAGCUCCAGGCCUUCGUCUUUCUGGUCUCCUGCCUGUGCCACGACAUCGAUCACCGAGGGACCAACAAUUCCUUCCAGACCAAGUGCGGAACGGUUUUGGCCAGCCUCUACAGCUCCGAGGGAUCGGUGAUGGAGAGACAUCACUUGGCCCAAUCGAUGUGCAUCCUAAACACCGAGGGCUGCAACAUCUUCGAGACCCUCAAGGGUACGCUCUACAGCGAGGCCCUCGACCUGCUGCGAAACAACAUUCUCGCCACGGACUUGGCCUCGCACUUCAGGAGCGUCGACGAUCAGCGCGAAAUCACGAGAUGCUACGACAAAAAGAACCCGAGCCAUCGAAAGCUUUUGCACGCGAUGCUCAUGACCUGCUGCGAUCUCAACGAUCAGACGAAGAACUGGAAAGUUUCCAAACAGACAGCGGAACAAAUAUACGACGAAUUCUUCUCGCAAGGCGACUUGGAAAAGAGCAUGGGAACAGCGCCUAUCGAGAUGAUGGACAGAGAAAAGGCGUCCAUACCGGAUCUGCAGGUUCAAUUCAUCACGAAUCUUGUUUUGCCGCUGUUUACAAAUCUAGCGAUGGUGUUCCCCAGCGUGAAAUCGAUCGUCCAAAUAAUUGAGAGAAAUCGCGAAGUCUGGAGAAUAGCGACGGCCAUUUUCCAAAAGUACAGCGAAAAAGGAAUGACCGGAAUGGACAUACUGCUGAAUGCCCGUCUGGAGGAGGAAGUGCUCGUGCAUUUUAACAAUUUCGACGAGGUAUCGGUGAGCCACUCGAGCGAGAGUUCGACCAAGAUGGAUUUCGACUUAGAGAGUCCGAGCUUCGGCGUUUGAAGUCGGAUCGAUGAGAAGAAUUGUCGCGCAACAGGGUCUCUUUGUAAAUUGAUUUUCAUUCACGCCCCGCCCCUUGUCGAGGAUUCGUGUAACCUUUAGGACUGAAACGAAGACUUGUGAGCAUAUCGAAUUGGUAAAGAGUAUUGCAAGUUCGAUGUACUGUAAAUCAUUUUUAGGAUACAAAUUUUCCGAGAAUGCGGGCAUUCUCAAAAAUUAAGAAAAAAAAUCACGAUGGAUAUUUAAGAACGAUGAAUAGAUAAAUUUCGUAUUGAAAAGCGAAAGAUAUUGAAAAAAAACUGUUUAACCGUUAAGGGAUUAGUUGGGAUUAACGUGGCGAUGGAUAUUACACAAGUCAGUAUUCCAAAGCCAAAUUAAGUAAAUUUUAAUGUUCCUUUUAAAACUGUAAAGAAAACUUAGCCGUUAAAAAGACGAUUUGUAUGAAUCUUUGCAAUGCCACGUAAUGUACAAUAAUCGACGUUUUUAAAGUAUCUGGUUCUUAUAGACGAUUAUUUAGUACCUGAGAUACAAAUUAUAGAGAAUUGAGGCUAUAGACUGGAAUUUACGAAAUAAGCUGUGCCUCUGUCAAAGCCAUAUUCAUGUUUUUAUUUUGAAAUUAUUCAUUGACUAUCACGUUUUCAUUGUUUGUGCCUAGGAACAUUCCAGUACCACCAGAAAUGCAUCUGUUUUUUUUUAAAACACAUUCUAUUCUUAUUAUUGGAAGCUGUUUUAUUAUUGCACGAGUUGCAAUUAAAGUUAUUUUAUUAUGUGGUUCUGCAAUUCAAAAAAGUAAUUUUUAAUAUUAUGUUGUAUUUUCAAUAUUCUUUUAUGUAACCACGUAUUGUAUAUAGAUGAGAAUGAGUAGAAAGUAGGUACUAGAGGAAGAAAAUGACCAAGAAGAUAUACAAUAGUUAUAAAUUGCAACCUAUUUUAGAUUUUUUAGCCUGAUUGUCCAGGCAAGUAGUUGUUAGUCUGUGUCACUGAUGCAGUCAAUGUUGUGCAUCAUUUACUGUUAUGAGUAGUUGGACUUUAGGAGUGUCAAAGUAGUUGUUAUAGAAUUUAUUAUUAUAGAGCUUUAGAUACAUAAAUUGGCCAAUAAGAUUUAUUCAGGUUGAAAGUAUAGAUGUCUGAAAUUUUAUAAGUGAAAAAGUUCGAGUAUGUAUGUGAUGUAUUUGUAGCAUGUUAAAAUUGUCAAUGAAUUUUAUUUUUAAAUGAUAUAUAUAUAAAAGAGUCAAACUACAAUAAUCGAUCAAGCAGUACAUCUAGUCAGAAAAAGUUAAGUCUAUUAGAAAAGAGUUUACAGCAGUAAUGUUUUGGCAAUAAAACCCGUUUUCAAAAUAAGUAAUCAAAUGAUAUCAUCCAUUGCAGUAAUUUAUAUGUAGCAGACAAAUUUUACGUGUUGAAAAUUGUAAAUAGGAAAUUUUCUCCAGAACCAUUAAACUACGUUUCAUGUAAUGAAA